This is a messenger RNA of Boleophthalmus pectinirostris (great blue-spotted mudskipper), 850 nucleotides long. Its product is annotated as fatty acid desaturase 6-like. Gene Ontology annotation, cellular component: membrane. The record is from RefSeq and is a predicted model, not a curated record. The transcript is spliced from 5 exons. Bases 1 to 792 code for a protein of 263 amino acids. Lineage: Eukaryota; Metazoa; Chordata; Actinopteri; Gobiiformes; Gobiidae. Gene Ontology annotation, molecular function: oxidoreductase activity, acting on paired donors, with oxidation of a pair of donors resulting in the reduction of molecular oxygen to two molecules of water. Gene Ontology annotation, biological process: lipid metabolic process.
AUGCUUCAGGCUUUUUACACCGCACGUGAUAAAAGACCUUCCAGAGGAAACACUUUGAGGGAACACUGCCCGAAACACCAGAGCGGAGUGAGAGUGUGCGGUGCGUUCAGUGCGGACGCCGGGGUCCAGGCCCACGUGAAGCUGCAUCACGCCCACACAAACGUGCUCGGUCUGGGAGACUCGUCCACCUGGAAAGUCCCGAGUCUGAGCCGAGGCCUGUACCUGUUCAUCGCUCCGCUCGCCGUCCCCGUCAUCACCCCGCUGGUCGCUCUCGCCCAGUUGAAGCACCAGUCCGUGCUCUCGUCUCUCCGGACCCUCCUGAUGGUUUCUCUGGGGCUCUGGUCUCACUUCUGGAUCCUGGUCCGGGUCUGUGGGUUCUGCUCGGUUCCGUCUGCGCUCGGCUGCAUGUUCUUCACCAGGAACCUGUUCUCUCUGCCGUACAUCCACGUCAACAUCUUCCAGCACAUCGGUCUGUCCAUGUUCUCCCCGGACCAGAGACCAAAGAGGAUUUUCCAGAUGAGUCACGGUGUCCUGAACCUGCCCAGAAACCUGCUCCUGGACUGGACCUUCGGACACUCCCUGAUCAGCUGCCACGUGGAGCAUCACCUGUUCCCCACGCUGUCCGACAACAUGUGUCUGAAGGUGAAGCCGGUCGUCAGUCGGUUCUUGAAGUCCAAGUCGUUGCCGUACCAACAGGACUCGUACUUGUCCCGCCUCCGACUGUUUUUCCACCAAUACCACGAGCUCAUGGUGCUGGCCCCGCCCAUCACCGAGCUCGUGGGCAUCCAAUGAGAACGCGGGGUUUGAUCAGCCGUCCAAUCAGAGCACAGGACCUGGGGCACACCUGUCC